Molecule: messenger RNA, 1249 nt
Organism: Phycodurus eques (leafy seadragon)
Lineage: Eukaryota; Metazoa; Chordata; Actinopteri; Syngnathiformes; Syngnathidae
Gene: mzt2b
Product: mitotic spindle organizing protein 2B
Exons: 3
Coding region: 416-943 (175 amino acids)
Cellular component (GO): centrosome; spindle
Source: RefSeq, a predicted model, not a curated record
UUUUUGUGGGGGGCGGGAGCAGCCAACACCAAAUGCUUAUAGCUGGUAUAUCUCCACCUAUUCAAUAAUUUUUGGGGUUCAAUAUUUUUUCAGUGCAAUUUAUAAUAGGCAUCAAUUAUUUAUGGUUUCUCCCUAUUGGCGGUUGGGCCCGGAAUAUCACAAAGACCUGAAUCUGAACCGAAAAAGUACCGUUUCCGUCUGCUUCUGUCGUCCAACUGGAAACCGUGUUGACGUGGAGCGACAAAAAGUAAAACAAGAAAAACAUGAAAUAGGAAAAAGACUAAACCGCGACGCUCAUCGCCAAAAUAAGUGUCGGGACUCGAGAACCAGAUUGUGGCAAUUGGAGUCCAGUCGGGUGGCGGGCGCCCACUGACGCCCGCGUUGGCCGUCUAGGAUCAUUGUGGACUUGCUGAAGAUGAACGUGGCCCCCCAAGCGGUCUUCCAGACUCUGAAGGCCAUGUGUGCCGGCCAGAGGGUCCCCGAGAGCAGCGACGGCGGCGGCGGCGGCGGCGGCGGCAUCCCCUCCGCGAAGGCGGAGGCCAGAGAUGAGAGUUCGAGCUCCGGGAAGAAUCCUAAGAUGCCCGCGGGUGCCCCCGCGGCGCCCGGACCCCGAAGCGCCAGGGUCGGCGCCAAGAUGGCGGCCUACGGCGGCCAAGACGUCGGAAGCGCUCCUCACGCUCAAGGUCUUGCUCCAGUGUUUGCUUUUUCGUCUGCUGUCCUCGCGGCCUCGAUGAUCGCGCGUGUCUGUGCCACAUGUUUGCGUAGCCGCACGUCAACGUACACCCAACAAUGUUGUCAUUUAGAAGUUGCGGUGUCGACGAAGCAUGUGUGCUUCAUUUUGGUAAAUCGCUCAAAUAAUAAUAAUAAUAAUAUGCCACAAAAAGCUUUAUUUUUACAUACAUCUGGAUUAUUUAUACUGCAGAAAAAUGACAACAAUGUUUAGGCUGCAAGUCACACAGUGUUUAAAAUAUUUCAAUGAGGAAAAACAGUAUAUCUUGGUGUGCUUAGAAAGAUAAUGCAGUAUAUUGGACCGCUUCAAUAAUAUUUGAUUACCCCGAUAGCCUUGACUGCAUCAACCCUUUCGCAGCGACGCGUUUUGCUGCGCUCCCCGAUGAGAGAUGCCUCAUCUCUUCACGUUUUUCCCAUAUCUUCUUGCGGUUCAUCAGCAGCGCGAAGCAAAGCGACGAGCGCCGCCGACAAGGCGCGCGAGGGGUCUGGCCAACGGGCGCAGCGUCAGCCCAGCGCCAAC